AAAUUUUUAAUAGUUUUGACGGGAAAGGUCUAAGAAAGUAGUGUGAAAUGUUUGACGGCAAUCACUGGAAUGGUUCUAUGAAACUUCCAUGAUAUUGCAAUGUAAAAAGCAUUAGUUGGCACUUGAAAGUUUAUUAAGAAGAUGGUCACACCGAAAAGCGAGGCUACAUUAUAGUCUCCUUUUGCUUGCAUUCAGUCACCUUAUCUGUCGUUCACUUUCCUUAUAUCUGAGUUUGCCUUCGUUCCAGCAACUUUAAGUUUUCCAAAUCCCCCAUCUACCUCUUUCUUCAAUCACUCUUUAACUCCAAUUCCCUCUUCCAUUCGUCAACCCUUCAUAACCUUACCAGAUUUCACCCCAAUCGGUUAAACCCAUAUCCAAUAAUUCCACAAAUCUUUUUCUUUCAUUCACCCACUCCCUAAUAAUCCAACGGUGGAGACAUCUCUCCCUUCAUCAGGUGGGGGCUGGGACCGUGGAACAUUGAGGGAUUCCCUCUUAUCCUCAAACCUUGGCAUCAGAAACUCUAGGCCCAGUUUAUGUGUGAGGAGUUCCUCCGGGAAAAAAAAAAAAAAAAAAAGCUUAAUCCGAAUGGCGCUUGUGACCACCAAAGGAGCCUCAUCUUCCUCUUCCUCUUUCACCCACCAACCCAAGAACUUCAAUGUUUUUUUGAGUUUCAGAGGUGAAGACACCCGUUUUGGUUUUGUAAGCCAUCUGUAUCACGCUUUGUGUCUCCAAGGUAUUCACACCUUCAUCGAUAAUGAUCUUGAAAGGGGAGAAGAAAUUUCUACAGAGCUUCUCAAAACCAUUGAGAAUUCAACGUUGUCAGUUAUUAUAUUUUCUGAAAACUAUGCAUCCUCCGCUUGGUGUUUGGAUGAACUUGCUAAGAUUAUUGAGUGUUGGGAAAAUAUUCAAUCGGUGUUACCAACUUUUUACAAAGUGGAUUCAUAUGGAGUUCGUAAAUCGGUGUUACCAAUUUUUUACAAGGUGGAUCCAUCUAAAGUUCGUAAGCAGCAAGGAAAGUUUGGGGAAGCACUAACUAGACAUGAAGAAAAUUUUAAUGAUAAAGAGAAAGUACAAAGGUGGAGGAAAGCUCUACUUAAGGCAGGCGGAAUUUCUGGAUGGCACUGCAAUAACAGCAGCAACGAAUGUGAACUUAUCCAAGAAAUUGUUAAAGAGAUCUCAAAGUCUAAACUAAAUCAGAUGGAAUUACAUGUUGCUAAAUAUCCAGUUGGAAUAAAGUCUCGUGCAGAGGCUUUAAUAACACAUUUAUAUAUUGAAUCAAAUGAGGAUAUUCACAUGGUAGCGAUCUAUGGCCUUGGUGGAGUAGGCAAAACUACAAUCGCAAAAGAUAUUUAUAACAAAAUUUCACAUCAUUUCAAAGCAAAAGUUUUUCUAGAGAAUGUUAGAGAGAGGUCACAGACAAAUGAAGGCAUAAUAUGUCUACAAAAGAUACUUCUUUCUAAGAUCUUAGGGAGCAGGAAUUUGGAAGUGUGUAAUGUAUCUAUUGGAAUCACUAUGAUAAAUGAAUGUCUUUGCCAAAAGAGGGUUCUUAUCAUACUUGACGAUGUGGAUAAUUUGGACCAAAUAGAAAAAAUGCUUGGAAAAUGUGAUCAGUUUGCUGCUGGAAGUAGAAUCAUUAUGACAACAAGAAAUAAACGCUUGCUUGGAACUCUUGGAAAUGGUAUUUCAACCUAUGAAUAUGAGGUCAAGGAAUUAAAUGAAAAUGAAGCUAUUGAACUCUUUAGUAAGCAUGCUUUCCAAAGUAACAAACCCAAUGGAGAUUAUUUGGAACUUGCGCACAAAGUUAUACAUUAUGCCAAAGGCCUUCCACUAGCUCUUGUAGUAAUGGGUGCUGAUUUGUAUCGAAGACCAAAACUUGAAUGGGAAAGUGCUCUAAAAAAGUAUGAAAAAAUUCCGAAUGGAGAUAUUCAAAAGAUACUGAAAAUAAGUUAUGAUGGAUUAGAUGAAAAUGAACAGAAUAUUUUCCUUGAUAUUGCAUGUUUCUUCAAGGGAUAUUGCAUGAAUUAUGAUAAGGUUGUGGCUAUACUAGAAGGUUGUGAUUUAGAACCAGUAGAUGGUAUUUCAAGACUUAUUGAUAAAUGUCUCGUGACUGGUGAUCAUUAUAAUGAAUUGUCAAUGCAUGAUUUGCUACAAAGAAUGGGUAGAGAAAUUGUUCGACAAGAAUCACCACAAAAUCCAGGAGAACGUAGUAGACUAUGGCAUUGUGAGGAUGUUCUUGAGGUACUAACUAAAAAUACGGGGUCAGAUAUAAUUCAAAGCAUAAGGUUGGAUCCGUCUGAGCCAAUAGAGUUGCAAUUGAAUGCACAAAUAUUUCGUAAGAUGAAAAAUCUUAGAUUGCUUACAAUUCACAAUGUACAUUGCCAAGGACACCUUGAAUAUCUUCCCAAUGGGUUAAAUCUGCUUGAUUGGCCUGAAUAUCCAUUCCCUCUGCUUCCAUCCCAUUUUUCUCCUAAAAAUCUGGUCGUACUCAACAUGGCCGGUAACCAAUUAGAGAAAACAUUCAAGCAGGUUUUUGCAUUCAAAACCUUGAGUUAUGUGGACUUCAGUCGGUGUGAAUCCAUUUUGAAAAUACCCGACUUAUCAAUGAGCCCAAACAUAAAGGAAUUGAAACUUGUGUACUGUAAAAAUUUAGUUAAGAUUGAUGACUCCGUGGGGCGUCUUGAUAAGCUUGAACUGUGGGACCUUACGGGUUGCAAAAAACUUGAAACUCUUCCGAGUUGUCUCUCGAUGAAGUCUCUUAGAUCUUUUAAUCUUGAUUCCUGCAGAAGCCUUAAGAUGUUCCCCCCCAAUAUUUCGCAAGAAAUGAAAAGUUUAAAGAGGUUACAUUUGUACGGGACUGGAAUUAGUGAGUUGCCUCAGUCAUUUGGGAAUCUCACUGGGAUUACUGAUUUAGUUCUCGGAUACUGGGCGGUACGGCUACAUCUUCCAGGUAGCAUCUAUAACUUACAAUGUCUUCAGAUUCUCUAUCUUAUUGGCGAUUUCACAUUUCCGAAGGACGAGGAGCCACUGUGCAAUUCUUACGGAGGCUUUUCCAAAUAUGUUUUUCCAAGCUUGAACAGUCUAUUUUUUUCCGAUUUUUCAAAUCUCUCAGAAAUGGAAUUUAUUUUGAAUUAUUGUUGCCCCCCUACAUUGGGAGAAUUAUAUAUCAAUGGUAGCAAUAUUGUUAACCUCCCAAAAAGCAUUGACAGAUUUCAGAGUUUAGAAUUUCUCGAAAUCGCACGUUGCUAUGGACUUGAGGAAAUUCCAAGGUUUCCACAAAGUGUAAGAUAUGUAUCUGCACCAGCAAGGGAAAUAUUGGUUCAGAUUCCAGAAAUAUUAAGGCUUCCACCAAAUAUACCACCUUGUUUAGGUGUGAGUAGCCACAUGUUAAUAGGUCCACACCCCCACUCAUCUUCUACAAUAUCCCCAGUGAGUGUCCCCGAGAAGUAUGUCUUCCUUAGUGACUAUAACUUUGUGGUAGAUUUACUUGGGGAUGAGAUCAUUGAGAUUCCAAAUUGGUUAAACCACCAACGCAAUGGAAAUUCAAUAUCAUUCUUCAUUGGUCCAGAAAUUCCAACAAUUACUCUGUGUCUGUGUGUUGAGAUUAAAAUGAUAGCGUAUGAUAUUUAUGAUGUUAAUUAUCAUGCUGUCAUUUCCAUCAAUGGUUGUGAACGACUGUUUGAAAGCUCAUGUUUUAGUAAUAAAUAUGGUGCGCAGCUGGUGUUUUGUUGUAGACUUCAGAGCUCAUUGCAGAUACUAUUUGAGGACUUGAAUCUAGGUGAUCGGAAUCUUGUUCAGAUUUUCUGUGAAGCCUCAAAUGAUACUGGAAAAAUUGUUUCUGAGAUUAAAAGGGUAGGGGUCCAUGUAGAAUGCAUUUGUUCUCCUCAAAAAUCACAAAAAGUUAGCAAAAAGAGAAACUGGCCCCUAGAAUCAAGGAUCUGCACAUGUUUGUGUUUAGCACAAACCCAUUGCCAGUGUCCAAAGCAGCUUUGCUCCACAUAUUCAACAGGACCAACUUCAGUGCAUUCAGGCUAUUCGGACAAUUGUAUUAUCUCAAGUGCUAUGGAUGGUGGCGGGUCAUCCUCGAUUUCUUUGUCAUCUAAUUCAGGGCUUUCUAUGGACGUGACAAAUGGGUCUGAAUUUGAUUUUGGAUUUCAAUCAACCCUUGGUGAUGGGUUUGACAUGGGUUCUUCCUCUUUAAUAGAUGAUUCUGACUUUAGUCCAUAUCCAUAGUCAAAGAAAAUGAGACCCUCUUGAUCAAAUUUCAUAAAAAACAUUGCAAGGGUUGGCAGUGGCACACCAUGGAGGACCAUUGAUGACGAACAGGGCAGCAGCAUUGGCAAAAUGUCUAGAAAAUGUUACUAAUUGUCACACCCUGGAGGAUCAUUGUGAUUAAAAAAACCAAAAAGAAAAAGGUUCUUAGAGGGAAUAAAGUAGGUCAUGGACCUGUUGCCGAGGCUUGGAAUGAAAUGGUCAAAACUGUUUAAUGGGACAUUGGUCUCAUCAUGACAAAGCUGCUCUGAGGCAUAGAUACAAACAUUUGAGAAGGCAAUAUAAUGACAUUAAGGUUCUUCAAUAUAGUGGGUUAUCUUGGGAAGAAACAGGAGAAAUGGUAACUGCUGAGAUUAUCUUCUGAUGGAGGGUAUAACCAUGUGGGUCAAGAUAUUGGUUGCAUAUAAUGGAGUCGGUUAGAUUUUCUUUUCACAAACCUAUAACAGGCCGUAGCAUUUGGUGAGAUUUUUGGAUUCUUCUGAAGGUGCAAAAUUUCAAAUAACUCUCAUAAGUUUCAAAUUAAGUUCUUAUGAAUAAAUAUACCAUAAUAGAACUCUCCUAAAUUUCAAAUAUUUGUUUUUGAUACGCGGAAAUGACAACACUGAUGAAAGGAAAUAUUACUAAAGUUACACUCUAGACAUUGAGGACUAUCGGCUGGGAUUGAUGCUCUCUCUCUCUCUAUACUACCUGUAGUUAGAAAGGAUUUGUACAUUCAAUUUAUGACCUCCCAGAUAAUUUAUGAGCAUUUGCAUAAUUAUACAUGAAGGCCAUGUAAAAAGUCGAGCAUAGGUUCAUGUAAAAAUUUUGACUAAAGUAUUGUUGUCAUAAGUUUUAAUUUCCCAAUAAUGCAAUUAUUGCAUUUAGUUUUCCUGAAAGUGUCAUAUAAAAACAAUGAAAUCUCCCCAUUUCCAGUAAUGUUUGAGAUUGAUAUGAAACAAAAUAAUUAUUCAAAUUUUUCUUUGGUACCCUUGAGAAUAAAUUUUUGCAUGUAACAAGAGUUAUUUUGAAGUUGUAGGUGAAGAGGAUGACCAAUUCUUCACUAGUAGUGUUUCUCAUGGAUGAUAUUAACCUUGAGUUAGGCAAUUGCACAGAAGGAAUAAAAUUGGUCCUUCAUGCUAUCCUCAAGCUUCAACCUGGAUGAUUGCAUCAUGCAGUAGAAGAUUUGGCGUUCUAUGUGGCAAAGAUGCACUAAAAGAUCAAAAUUUAAGCUUGAUGAAAGAUUACAAGGAAAUAAAGGAUCUCCCAGUUCAGAAUGGCUUUGCUGGUGAUGAAAAUUGCCAAAAACUGACAGCCAAUGUUGAUCUUUGGGAAACUUAUAUCAAGGUACUCAAGUGCUUUCAAAACAACUCAGACUUUGCAACCUCGGGAUCAAGGACCAGAGAGGCCUGUUGUGCACAUCUCCUGAUAGUUGGCAGUUGGUGAUCACUGCUAAAGGGUUUUGGCAAGCUUCUUCCAAGUUGGAGAAAGCAGGGUAGGGGGUGAUGACAGCUUUUGUAGCCAAAUCACAUGAAGAACUGUUUACUGGUUGCUUCAGCUGCAAUACAUCAAGAAAAAAGACUGUUAAGAUGUUUGGCAAUCAAAAAUUUUAUUUUGACAGCUAAGUGAAAAGGAUUUUCACACCUAUUGCAAGUCAUAUAUUGGAGGAUAUCUACACAACGAAGAGAAGGCUUCCUUGAAGAUUAGAAGUGAUUGUGAAAGACACUUCUGACUUGCUAAAGCAGGGAUGCAAGUUUUUUUUUUGCAGUUCAUAACGGGUAUUAAUUGAGGCUAGGGUUCUUCAUUGUACCAGACCUUUUUGUUUUAUCAAUAGAAAAAAAAAAUAAUUAAUUAACUGUAUAUCCAUUCUAUUUAAUGUACUUUUUAGGUGGGCUUAGGCUUACACUUAUAAACUUUAACCCAAGAAGAUAAGAACAUCCUACAGUUGUAAAUGGUUAAAAGAUCAAAGAUUAAUUGUAUGUCAUUUCAUAUCAAAUUACUCAUCUCAAGGUGGAUUUUGACUUAA
This is a messenger RNA of Quercus robur (English oak), 6271 nucleotides long. Its product is annotated as disease resistance protein RPV1-like. The transcript has 10 exons. The record is from RefSeq and is a predicted model, not a curated record. NCBI's taxonomy places the organism in Eukaryota, Viridiplantae, Streptophyta, Magnoliopsida, Fagales, Fagaceae. Bases 586 to 4230 code for a protein of 1214 amino acids. Gene Ontology annotation, biological process: defense response; signal transduction. Gene Ontology annotation, molecular function: ADP binding.